GGUACAAAUUCUUGUGUAAGGACUAGUAACAUGUUUUUCUAUGUAUGUUUUUAUAAAAUGUAAUGGUUAUGAUUUGUGAUCUUAUUAUAGCUUUGUUGUUGCUUGGUAGACUUUUUUUUUUGUCUACCAAGCCAAAAAAAAGUCUGUGACAAAUGAACCUGGUUAAUUAAACAACACGAAGUUUUAAUGGUAUAAAUGUCUCCAUGUUGUGGACAAACAUGGUCUGAGCAAAACUUUGAAGCCUUUUCUGGACUGUCUUGACUUGGGGCUUUUCAAACGUAGGCAGAUGAAACUCGUUAAUUUGUGCUGCAGUUUCAUCGGCGGGUGUCCUCGCUGGAUUCCGGGGCAGGAACAGCACUUCCUGUGCUGCGGCGACACUCUUGGGAAAAGUUCACAGUCCCUCUGCGUCCCUGCAUCAUGGACAGGACGGCCGCGUCGCCGACCCGCACGGUUUCCCCUCUGCCGCAGUUCAACAUCUCGACCUCCACGUUGGCCUUCGACCAGCAUUUCACCACAAACGCCAAAGGGAUACUUCUUCAGGCGGAGAUACUGAGUGGCAUGUUGGUCUGGAUCCUGAUUGGCGGCACCGAUUACUUCCGCCUGUCGGCUCUUUGCUGGGUGAUGUUUGUGUCCAUCCUGCUUUGGAUUCUGACCAUUUGCCUGUUCAUAAUUUAUCUCACCGGAGUCCACAGCAGGAUACCGCAGAUCCCCUGGACAACACUGUCGCUGUGUUUCAACUGCGCUGCUGCUGCUCUGUAUCUGGCGACAGCCGUGGUCGAGGCUGUCUGUGUGGGCCAGGCCACCAGGGGGCGAUACAACUACAACUGUUGGGCAGCAUCAGCAUUCUUUGCAUGUCUGGCCACACUGUGCUACGCAGGAAGUGGCUACCUCAGUUACCGUUUAUGGAAAACCACAGAGGAAGAACAUUAAGGCCUCUUCAGACUAUCAGGCUUCCUGGUGCGUCAGCAGACGCUCAGAGAGGAGGAGUGGACAGUUUCUUUAUCAACCGACGCCGCCGACACCGUAGUUGAAGAAGUUCACUGGUAAACUAUAUCGACAUGAAGAAAAAAAAAAAACAAGAUUUAUGGAGGAAGACCGGAUUUUCAGUAUGUUUGCCGGUUUAUGCUUCACAAAAUGUUGUAGUAAAAAAAAAAUAAAAUCAUAAGUUUC
This is a messenger RNA of Poecilia latipinna (sailfin molly), 1170 nucleotides long. RefSeq names its product CKLF-like MARVEL transmembrane domain containing 8b (gene cmtm8b). Gene Ontology annotation, cellular component: membrane. The record is from RefSeq and is a predicted model, not a curated record. Gene Ontology annotation, molecular function: structural constituent of myelin sheath. NCBI's taxonomy places the organism in Eukaryota, Metazoa, Chordata, Actinopteri, Cyprinodontiformes, Poeciliidae. The transcript is spliced from 4 exons. Bases 418 to 930 code for a protein of 170 amino acids. Gene Ontology annotation, biological process: myelination.